CGCAGUAGAAGCAAAUGUUUCAAUUUUACUAUAUUUAUCAAUUGCUAUUAUUCACUCUUACUCAUUGUGACUGCAUAGGCACGCGGGUAUAAAAGAAACCCAAGUUUAUUGUGAACGACGGCUUCAACGGAGGUGGUACGCGGAGGUUUGUAAUACGGAAAGUCAUGGCUACUUAUCUAUUAAUAAUUCUUAUUACUCUGGGAUUAUCAACGUCAUGGACCGAAUCAAAGAAGUGCGAUCAUAAAUGUGAAAAGGUCGAGCUUAGUGUUGGAAUACCAAAAGGACACAGUCAGAAACAGAUAUUUAAAAAAAUUGGAUCAAAGUAUUAUUCCAUAAUUGAUGACCCAAAGACUUGGUACACCGCUGUUCAUAGGUGCCACGCAAAAGGUGGUCAAUUGAUAAGUCUGACUGAUAGUGUGACUCUGGCCGAAAUAAGAAAAGCAAGCAAAAAUAUCAAUUUCUGGAUAGAUCUCAAUGAUUUUGGCGAGCACGGCAAGUUCGUUUCCAUAUCGAGUGGCGAGGAAGCCAGUUUCUUAGAUUGGUGUCAACAUGAAACAAGUGCAAACGUAACAUCUGGAAACUGCGUGAAUAUUGACAAUAUUAAUUUCCCAAACCCCUGUUUAAAACUAGCUUCCUGCCUUGAUUUUAAUAGUUACAUUUGUGAAUCUCAAAUUCCGAGAAGUAUAUCUAUAUAUAUCGAGUGAUAUAAUUGUUUUUUUUUUUUUCUUAACUUAAAAAUUAAUUUGUAAUCGUUAAUGAUUAACAGUAACCGCCCAAAAGUAUGUAAUAAUUUUUUAUAGAAUCGAAUGCCUAAGCUAAUACAACUAAACAUAUAAUACACAUAUUAUACAUUAAACACUGUUCCCAGAUGAGUAAAAUUUUGAAGUGCGGAAAAGUAAUAUAUUUCACAAGUUCCACAAAUUUUAGAGUGAUCAAUUUGGUAACCCUAUGACACUAAAUUUGGCACGGAUAUACAAAAAAAAAUGAAAAUUUAUGGGCACUUCACUUAUUUUUCUAUUAAACAAAUGCAAUUAUUAAAAAAAA
This is a messenger RNA of Drosophila nasuta, 1044 nucleotides long. RefSeq names its product C-type lectin 37Db-like. NCBI's taxonomy places the organism in Eukaryota, Metazoa, Arthropoda, Insecta, Diptera, Drosophilidae. The coding region runs from base 165 to 704 and encodes 179 amino acids. The record is from RefSeq and is a predicted model, not a curated record. The transcript is spliced from 2 exons.